AUGCCCACGUUGACGGGAUUCAUGGAUGAUCACAUUGGUCUCGGCAGUGGUUCGCGUAAUAUCAAGCCGGCGAAUGCGCUCAUGUUGAGGUGUACGGAGUUUGACGAGAACGGGAAGCCUAUCCUGAUGUCUGGAGAGUUCAAGAAGACCGAACUUGGCACAAAGUACUCGCUACUACCUCGUGAUCUGCGAAAGAUCGAUAGCAGCGUUCUGCCGCAUAUCAUGGUUCGGCCGACAGCUAUCCUAAUCAACUUGCUGCAUUUGAGAUGUCUGAUCAAGCAUAAUCGCGUUCUCAUAUUCGACUCCUACGGCUCAAGUCAGACCCAUGCACAAAGUCUUUUCGUCUACGAUCUCCAAGGCAAGCUACAGCAGAAAGCUUCUCCUCUAGUUGGCAACCUGCCAUAUGAGUUCCGGGCGCUGGAGGCUGUGCUCCAGUCAGUCACCACAGCACUGGAAAGUGAGCUUGACAACGUGCGAAAGCCUGUUGUACGAGUACUCCAGGAAUUGGAGGAAGACAUUGACCGCGACAAACUCCGCCAUCUCCUCAUCUACAGUAAAAAGCUCACCAGCUUCGAACAGAAAGCUCGUCUCGUCCGAGACGCCAUAGACGAUCUACUCGAAGCAGACGAUGACUUAGCAGCCAUGUAUCUCACCGAGAAAGCCAAUGGUCACGAACGCGAAGAAGACAAUCAUGAGGACGUCGAGCUCCUGCUGGAGUCUUACCACAAAGUUGCAGACGAGAUUGUGCAAGUUGCCAGCGCCCUAGUCUCAGCCAUCCGCAACACAGAGGAAAUCGUCCGCGCUAUCCUUGACGCCAAUCGCAAUAGUCUAAUGCUUCUGGAAUUGAAAGUGAGUAUAGGAACCAUGGGCAUCAGCGUAGGCAUGUUCGUUGCAGCACUGUACGGCAUGAAUCUGGAAAACUUCAUCGAAGAGACAAACUGGGGUUUCUGGGGUGUGAGUGGCUUCUCGUUCGUCAUCAGCAUGAUUGCCUGUGUAUACGGUCUACGACAGCUACGAAAAGUACAACGACUAAGGAUGAGGCCAAGUAGUACUACUAAGUCUGAUCGAUAUAUGCUACGCCUGACGUCCUCCGCCGAGAAGGAAGACGGAUCGAGGUCAUUGGGCGAAGCUGUCAAGGCUGUCAAAAAUGCGGAUCGGAUGAAGAAAUGGGGUGAGGUGCAGAGAGCAUGGAAAGAUGUUGGUACUGGUGUGAGAAAUGCUCAUGGCAGAGGGUAA
Molecule: messenger RNA, 1236 nt
Organism: Recurvomyces mirabilis
Lineage: Eukaryota; Fungi; Ascomycota; Dothideomycetes; Mycosphaerellales; Teratosphaeriaceae
Gene: MRS2
Product: magnesium ion transporter
Exons: 1
Coding region: 1-1236 (411 amino acids)
Biological process (GO): mitochondrial magnesium ion transmembrane transport
Cellular component (GO): mitochondrial inner membrane
Molecular function (GO): magnesium ion transmembrane transporter activity
Source: RefSeq, a predicted model, not a curated record